CCCUUCAACUCUCAAAAAUGCCAAUUCCACUUUCUCCUCUUCCUCCUCCUCUCUCACAAAUUAAUUCUUGAUUUUCGUUGAUUUCUUUUGUUUUGGGCUUUCCUUUUUCCAUGGCGGAAAGAGAGGGUUUUGAGGGGGAGCGGCGAGCGUCAUCAGCCGCCACAGCUUCUACUACUCCUAGUUUUUCUCAGUUGUUGUUCGGAGACGAUGAUGACGAUGAUGUUGUCACGGGUCUUGAUUACGGGCAGAGUUUCACCUACACUCCUGUUUUCCCUGUUCCUGAUAAUCGGAAGCCUCCCAAAAUGCUUUGCUUCGGAGGCCCACAAAGUGACGCCGACCAUGAGAUGGUACUUUUCGGUGGCAAAGUAAUUACUACUCACACCAUAACUCCUCAGAGAUCCGGCGUUACAUGCAGUGAUUCUUCUUCGGCUUCCUCCGGCAACAACAGCAUCGCCGCUGCUUCUAAUGCCAUAGCUAAAUCUAAGAAAAAGAGAAGAGGAGGUCAAGAAUCGGCGCAGUGCACGAGUAAUGCCGGAGUUGCGGCUGCGGCAACGAACCAAAGAAUUGCAAGUAAAAAGAGCAAGCCCGAGAAUACCACAUCAACUGGUACAGCUAAGAGAAAAGAAAGGCUGGGAGAAAGAAUCACAGCAUUGCAGCAGCUGGUUUCACCCUUCGGCAAGACAGACACCGCAUCAGUGCUGCAUGAAGCGAUGGGAUAUAUCAGGUUCUUACAAGAUCAGGUUCAGGUUCUCUGCUCUCCUUAUCUUCAUCACCUGAGACCUGGUUGUAGAAAAUUAAGAUUACCUGACAAUCUUGGUCUAAUCAUUUAUUAUGUGAUUCUUAUGUGAUUCUUAUGUGGAUUAUAACGUGGGAGUUACAUGAUAAAUGGUUUUGAUUCUUUUGAUUCUGUCAGAUGGAGAAGGGAGUCUUGACUUUUUAUUUUUUAAUUUUUAUUUUAUAUUAAAUUAUAAAAUAUUAAUUUUUAAAUUAAAUGAUAUAUUUAUUUAAUAAUAAAUGUUCUACAAUAUAAUACAGGUCAAAAGAUAAAAAAGCAUACUCAUAUACAACAAUAAUUCGUCUACAAAUUUAGACAACACAUGUAUUCACCAUCUUGAUGUCAGUCAGUAAUUUUCAGUAACUUAGUGUCAUGUAGUCCAUCAUAAAAUAUGCGUCCAAGUAUGCUGGGUCCCAUAGAAAUGUGACUGGACUGGAGUGGACUGACCGGUGCGGAAAAAUUUGACCGCGGGGAAUUUAUUACAUUUUGACGGGGUCAGGUCAAAUUAAAAUACUGGGCCACUAAAUCACCCGUGUGUUUCUGAUUUGGACAGGAGGGCGGAGAAAACGGAGGGGAAGAAUUAGGGAAGGACCUAAGGAGUAGGGGGCUGUGCCUGGUUCCAGUGGCAUGCACCGUACACGUGGAGAGUAGCAACGGUGCAGAUUUCUGGUCACCUGCGAUGGGGACCCAUGUGACCCAGCAGUGAAUUUUAGCCCUUUUGUGGUGGGGAAAAAAAAUAGUACCAUGAGGAAAAUAUGUGCAAAUUUGGAGUUUGUGACUGAGGAGAAUUUUUGAAAGGAUAAUGGAUCAUGGAUGGAUGGGUGAAGGAGAGAAGAACAGGGGAGAUUUUCCUUUUUAUGUUUUUCUUUUUUCUGGGGUUUUGGUGGCUUUAGCAUGACCUACACUUGUAAAUUGGGUAGGCUUAACCUAUUACCAAUGCAAUUUUGAGAAGAGGGCUGGUUGCCUCUUUGCAGUAGUUCUCUCAAUUCUCCUGGCUUUGCUUUUCCACAGCUUUUAAUGGCUUAUUUUACAUGCCUCAUGCGUUACCCCAGUCAGUAUUCUCUGUGU
This is a messenger RNA of Rubroshorea leprosula, 1843 nucleotides long. Lineage: Eukaryota; Viridiplantae; Streptophyta; Magnoliopsida; Malvales; Dipterocarpaceae. The record is from the annotation of a GenBank genome assembly.